Messenger RNA from Durusdinium trenchii, 872 nucleotides. Lineage: Eukaryota; Dinophyceae; Suessiales; Symbiodiniaceae. The record is from the annotation of a GenBank genome assembly.
GCAAGCCUUUACCUUUAAGAAUUUGUCCUUUACCGGGUUUCGGCCGCCCUGGCCGGACCAUGGAACGGCCGCAUGGACCUGGGGGUGACGCUCUUGCCGAGGGGACCUAUACCAGGGCUUCGCAUCGGAGAGCUGCCGCACCAGGCAGUCCGCUUGGCCCUCCACGAGUUUCGCCGCCGCGCUGUGGGGCCCGCUCGCUUGCCUGCGGCCACCUUGGAGCUGGGCGUUGGAUUUGCCGCCUUGCGAGCCCUCCGGAAGUUGCGCGAGAGAGACUCGCCGAGCCGCGCACGCAAGGUUUGGGCUGUGUGGUGCCGUCAACGCUUUCAAGAUGUGCGGCCUCUCUCUGAGUUCCCAGCGUGCCACGCGGCGCUCCGCGCUGCCACCGAGCACUUCGGAGUGCCGAAGCAGCUGGGGGAGCUCAACGUGAUUCUUCGGAGCUACGCGAAAGGUGACUGGUUGGGUCGACAUGUUGAUGAUGUGCAGAUGUUCGCCGAACCGGUGCUGGCGACGAUCUUGCAGCCGGGCGGGCUCAGGGAUGGCCUUCACUUCUCCUUGCCUCACACCUUUGAGGGUCUGGCUGCCGCACGCGCCGAUGCAGAGGCUGCAGGCUUUGGCGGGCUGCUAGGUGCCUGCCACAAUUCCGGCCGAACUACGCACGCGAGGUGCUGACGCUUUGCCACAAACCUAUCAGGUCUCAGAAAAGUGUGGCACGACCCUGUGCCUGGAGAGGGAGGCGCGCUUUCUCUAUGGGCAUGAGGUACCAGCUACGUCCGAUGGGCGCGGGCGCGUCUCCAUGACCUGGCGUUGGCUGCAUCCCAGGUACCAAGAAGAGAUUGACGAAGUGAGGGCAUGGAUGGAAGAGGGAGAAAAUG